AUGGAUCUACUUUUAGAUCGAACCAGACUCCAGGAUCAGGAGCUAUGGGAUGCCAUUAGCCUUGGCAUUAACCCAUUUGUGAAAAGAUUUCUGGCCGAGAAUUUCGUCAAACACGUCCAAGAACCAGUCAUGUUUUGUCGCGAUGGCUCUGGUCCAGACAGAUAUUUUCUUGGCAAUCCACGACACCUGAUGUCAGGCACUGGAAUCAUUCUCGCUGCCGCUGAGGUGGAGCCCAUUUGGUUCGAGCAACCCGGCUUGAAGUACCAGAAGGCUACCAUGUGUCAGUCGUCACUGCCACGCAAACAUAUCAAGAUUCCAAGACCACCGAAUGCGUAUAUUCUAUACCGCAGAGAUCGGCAUACCCUUGUGAAGCAAAGCGAACCACAUUUGUCGAAUAACGAAGUUUCACAAGUGCUAGGUAAAGCUUGGAAUGCUGAACCUCCAGAGGUCCGACAACGCUACAAGGAAAUGUCGGAAAAGAUCAAAAGAGCUCUCCUUGAACGGUAUCCCCAGUACCAGUAUCAACCCCGGAAGCCAUCUGAGCGAAAGCGACGCCGAAAGCGCCAACAGGAUACCGAAUCUCAGAGCAGUGAGACCACAUCAGCAACACCAGACAGCGACAUCAUGGCAGGGAGCGAGCUCUCAAUGAGCCCCGAGUCAAUCAACUAG
This is a messenger RNA of Cordyceps fumosorosea ARSEF 2679, 669 nucleotides long. Its product is annotated as mat1-2-1. The coding region runs from base 1 to 669 and encodes 222 amino acids. Gene Ontology annotation, molecular function: RNA polymerase II cis-regulatory region sequence-specific DNA binding; DNA-binding transcription factor activity, RNA polymerase II-specific. The record is from RefSeq and is a predicted model, not a curated record. NCBI's taxonomy places the organism in Eukaryota, Fungi, Ascomycota, Sordariomycetes, Hypocreales, Cordycipitaceae. The transcript has 4 exons. Gene Ontology annotation, biological process: anatomical structure morphogenesis; negative regulation of transcription by RNA polymerase II; cell differentiation.